ACCAGUUUACUGCUGGAUUGAUCCACAAUACAUUCCUCCACUGGACAAGGAAUUCAUAAGUUGCUAGCAUGUCUAUCGCCAACACGGCCGCCCAGGCGAUGCUCUCUGAUGCCCUGCUGAGGGACAGUAAUGGGGACAAUCGCAUUCGACACCUGGAGCUGGAUUUGCCAUUGGAUAAAGUCAUCAAGUUUGUUUCUGUGGGCCUGCCGCUCCUUCUGGUGUCCAUGGCCUUUGCCAGAGAGAUUUCUAUCGGCCCACAGAUUAGCUGCUUUCCACCCAACAACUUCACAAUAAAGCAGGCAGCGUAUGUGGAUACGUACUGCUGGGACUCUCUCAUGCACCAUGAGUUUGACACAGAUGGGAACUUUGAAGAACGUUCACUGUGGGUACAUAAAAUGUUUCCAUACUCCUUAUUGGUCAUGGCCAUGAUGAUGUACCUGCCGGCUCUGAUCUGGCGGUAUCUGGCCGUGCCCAGCCUGACCUCUGACCUGUUCUUCAUCAUCGAUGAGCUGGACAAGUCUUACAACCGCUCUGUCCGCCUGGCUCAAAGCAUCCUGGACCUAAAACAGCACUCAGAAAACCCACUGCAGUUUCAGACUGAGCUUGAGAGAGCCAAACGCAAGCGUUACUUUGAGUACCCCCUGCUGGAGAGAUACAUGCAGUGCAAGCAUGGCUCCUACUUCCUGGUCAGCAUGCUCUUCCUGCGAGGCUUCCUGCUCCUGACCUUCAUGUCCACCUCGUGCCUAUACCUGAUCUACUUCCACCUCUCUGCCUUUCUACAAGACGAAUUCAGCUGCUUCGUGCGCACCGGCCUUCUCCGUGACCAGCCCUGGGUGCCUGAGCUAGUUCAGUGUAAAAUGACUGGCCUGCUUGUGUUCCAGGUCAUUAGCGUAGCUAACGGUGCCGUCUAUGUGCUGCUAGCUCCUAUUGUUCUCUUUAGCCUGCUGCGUUUGUUCUGUUGGGACACAACCUUCCUCUCCCUUUACGAGGUGCUGCCCGGAUUGGGGCUCAUGAGCAGUCAGAAACUGGGCUGCCCGCUUAACGAUCUCAACGUGCUGCUUCUCUUUCUGCGCGCCAACGUAGCGCAGCUGCGAUCGUACAGCCGCCUGAGGGCCGUUUGCUCCCUCGCACCUCCUCGGCUGGAGGGUGCUAAGGGCGCGCUGAUGGGGGAGCAGGCUGAGGAGGCUGCGGAGGCCGCCGAGGAGCUCGAGGAGGAGAUUAGAGAGGCCAGAGAGGAGGGCAAACUCAAUCUAGUAGACAUCAUGACUGUGCUGGGAGCAGCCAGAGGAAACGCAGUGAACUGUCCAGAGCAGCGCCCUCUUGUGGAACAAGACAUGACGCUUGAGCCUAACCACCAGGGGUACCAUGAAUUGAAGGAGACUACAACAUGUUGUUUUGCCUAAAGCACCAGCCAAUGGACUGAAGCAGCACUGUCAGACUCUAGACUAGAGGGCCCUGUAGAACAGCGAAACCUCUGAGAUGAAAUAAAGAUGAAGAUAGACUAGAACAUCCAAUAGCUAAAACUCCUCCAUUAUAGUCCAGAAUCAAACAAAUCUGGAUUUAAAAUAAUUUUAAUGGAUUUCUUACACA
Messenger RNA from Sinocyclocheilus anshuiensis, 1590 nucleotides. RefSeq names its product pannexin-3-like. The transcript is spliced from 6 exons. Bases 69 to 1403 code for a protein of 444 amino acids. The record is from RefSeq and is a predicted model, not a curated record. Gene Ontology annotation, molecular function: wide pore channel activity. Gene Ontology annotation, biological process: cell-cell signaling; positive regulation of interleukin-1 production; monoatomic cation transport. Gene Ontology annotation, cellular component: plasma membrane. Lineage: Eukaryota; Metazoa; Chordata; Actinopteri; Cypriniformes; Cyprinidae.